This is a messenger RNA of Phlebotomus argentipes, 1762 nucleotides long. RefSeq lists its product as uncharacterized. The coding region runs from base 80 to 1534 and encodes 484 amino acids. The transcript has 3 exons. The record is from RefSeq and is a predicted model, not a curated record. NCBI's taxonomy places the organism in Eukaryota, Metazoa, Arthropoda, Insecta, Diptera, Psychodidae.
AUCAGAGGACGUGCGUUGACAGUGCAUUGUUUAGGUUUGAGUUUCCCUCGGAAAAUCGGUAUUUGUUGCGCGAAAACUCAUGGAAACCGACGGCUUUGAUGAUAUUUUGCCAGGUUGUGAUGUUCUAAAGAAGCGUGUUCUGGGAUGGAAAUCUUACGAAGAGAGGUACCAUAACGCAGAGGAGGACGAGGAAGAUUGCGCGGAUUUUAGUGAAUUGAGUGAAGAUGUCGAAAAUGAUGUAGAAGAGAGUGAUAACGAGGAUAGGGCGUUAUCUGAGAAUUUUGAAGAAGUUCAGGAGAACACGGCCCUAGUGAGCUUCUGGGAGCCCCGCUCCGUGUAUGAGGAUUGCUUGAUGCCACUGAUUCAGCGAAGAAACGAUUCGUGGUUCGAGCAGAUGAAAAAGAUGGAUUUUCAUUCGAAAGUGUCUGAUUGGCUCCAGAGCAACGCUGCAAAAAUGGGGAACGCAUUCCGAGACGCCAGCAACUUCCGUGGCCGAUUCCGUAUGAGUAACUUCAAUUCCACUGAGAUAGAGAUGGACAACACCAACGAUUCGGCAACAUCUGUGGAUACUGCGGCGUACAUUAUGGCGAAUAGGAACAGAAAUUUUAGCAAAUCACGCAUGCGAAUGGUCACCGUUAAGGAGUAUUGCUUUCUGGAGCAAGAUACAGACCUCUUGCGCUUUGAUAAGCAGCCUCAGUGGCCACCAGUUGCCAUCACUCGACAUGUGUCGCCCUCGAUGUCUCCCAGCUCAAGAUGUAUUGUGAAGUCGAACAGGCAGAAGCGCCCUAUUGAUCAUGCAAAACCUCUGCAAAAGAAGAAGAAUACAUCCCCUCGAAGGAAGAGCAGGAGAAGUGCACGAAAGAGCAAGAGAUGCUACUUGAAUGAUUGCUGCAGUGGCUCCGAAACUGAAUCUGAGUGUGAUGAUCCCAAGAAGGACAAAGGUCCGAUGGUCAACAAUGAAUCAAAAGUCUUUAUUACGCCUGUGAGGAAGAAACCAGAGUCACCCAAGAAGACAGAGAGUCCUAAAAAUCCAGAUGAGAUCAUCAUUUACCAGCCUGAUGAUGCAAGCGCUACAGCAAAGACAGUGAAAAUUACUAUGGAAAUGCUAGAAGAGAAACUGGGAAAGAAAAUAGCAGAGUCCCUGAAGGAUGACAACUUCCUGAAGUUUCCAGUCACUGCGUACUCAACUGUCGUUUAUAACCGCCCAAAUAAGAGUCUGAUGGAGUACAUGGGCGACAAGAAGCCACAAAAAGAGAAGAAGCAGAAUGAGAAAAAAAUUGAGCAGAAGAUCGCGACAAUGAUCAGGAAUCAGACACCCAAAAGGAGUGUCAAGCAAAUUGUAAUUUAUGAGCCUUCGAAGGACAAACUGAAAUCUAAAGCCAACAUCAGAAUUACACAAGAAAUGCUGCGAGGGAAAGUUGACGAGGACACCAUUAUGAGUCUAAUUCAAAGCCCAUUCUUCAAGUUUCCAUUCCCAGAAUCCGCGACGCUUCUUUACAAUCCUCGCACACAACAACUUUACGAGCCAUUGUAAUUUGGAAUAGUAGUGCCUUAGAAUCUUUCAUAUUGAUUUUACAAGAACUUCACAUUGAAGAUUCAAUUAUUAGUUUUCUCUCUUGUAAAAGUUUUCAUCGAUAUAACAAUUUUUUAAUAUUAAAAGGCAUAAAAUUGUUGAGUUAAGUUGAAUUGGAUGUUUGCUAGACUGCAGGCAGAAUUUCCAUUAUUUUGUACAAUUUUUAUAUUAAAUUUGUAUGCCAAUUGA